AUGUUCACGACUGAAGAAAACGUGCAGGAAAUGUGGACAUUGGAAGCACUCGGCAUUAAGGAUCCAAUCGAGGUGAAAUCGAAGUUGGAUCAAGAGUUGAUAGCGAAGAAGCAUUUUGCAGAGACAGUAUCUCGUCAAGCUGAUGGACGUUAUUCAGUUGGCCUACCAUGGAUUGGUGAAGAGAAGAAUAUUCCCAACAAUAGGAUGGUGGCAGAGAAUAGACUCCAGUCAACAACAAGGAGAUUACUAAGUACAGGAAAGUUUGACGUAUACGGGAACAUUUUCAAAUCGUGGAAGGAAGAGGGAAUAGUGGAGGAAGUAAACGUGUAUCAUUUGGAUGACUUAAACUGCCACUACUUGCCCCACCAUCCCGUGUUCAAGGAAAGUGUGACGACCCCGGUGCGACCUGUAUUUGAUGCCUCUUGCAAGACAAAAAGAUAUCCAUCUCUGAAUGAUUGUCUUCAUAAAGGACCUAAUCUUAUGGAACUCAUCCCGUCAGUUUUACUCAGAUUUCGGGAGAAGAAGAUUGGGGUCGUCUCUGAUAUUAGGAAGGCGUUUCAAAUGAUAGACGUACAGGAAUCCGACAGGGAUUAUUUGAGAUUCCUGUGGUGGGAGGACCCUUCCGGAAAGAAAAUCAAAAUCUACCGUCACUGUCGAGUUGUGUUUGGUGUUAAUUGUUCACCCUUCUUGCUUGCAGCAGUCGUCGACAUGCAUCUAUCAUCAAUUGUGGAUGGACGACAAGAAGAAGCCCUGAAAUUAAUGGGAGCACUAUACGUGGACAAUUGUGUCACGUCAGUCGACAGCGUGGACGAGUAUGAAAAAUUCAAAGAGACUUCAACCAAGAUUAUGGAAGAAGCGAAGAUGGAGUUGAGACAGUGGGAGUGUAGUGUUGUGGGGGUUCCCGGAGUCGACUCGCCUGCCAUGAGAGGGUGCGGAUUGGGAGACGGCAACACUGACACUCCACAGGAGUCAAGAAUACUCCCUACAACAAUGGUACUUGGUCUAAUUUGGGAAAAGUAUGAAGAUACGCUGUCAUGUGACAUAAAGAUGGACAAUCUCCCGGAUAAGUUUACCAAGAGGAGCGUCCUUUCCAUGGUUCAUAAAGUGUACGAUCCCAUCGGUUUCAGUUGUCCAGCCUUAAUAAAGCCGAAGAUGUUAUUACAGAAGGCGUGGGAGAGGAAGACCGGAUGGGAUGAACCGUUACCAGUGGAGGAGGCAAAGGAAUUCAAGAAAUGGUGCGAGGAGCUACCUCACCUAAAAUCAAUUCACCUCCCACGGUUUAUGAAAUUAGAAAGUACACGUGUAUUGCAGAUGCAUGUGUUUUGUGAUGCGAGUCAAGAUGCAUAUGCUGCUGUCGUGUUUCUUCGCAGCGAAGUUGGGGAUCAAGUGGAGAUAAGCCUCCUUCAAGCAAAGGCGAGGGUGGCUCCUUUGAAGAAACCAACAAUUCCAAGACUCGAGUUAAUGGCUGCGUUAAUUGGGGUGCGACUUUGUGAAUCUGUCAAGAGUGCACUCAAUUAUGAGACCAUCCCCACUACAUAUUGGAGCGACUCAACCACCGUGCUGGCGUGGAUUCGAGGUAACGACAAUUGGGGGACUUUUGUUGGAAACAGGGUACGAGAAAUUUGCACGUAUACGGAUUCUAAGAAAUGGAGACAUGUUCCGGGUCUUCUCAACCCUGCUGACCUACCAUCACGAGGAUGCAAUGCCAGAGAAUUGCUACAGUCAGGAUGGUGGAUGGGGCCUGAUUGGCUCAAAGAAUCAGAAGAAACUUGGCCUCACUCAGAUGAAGUUAUGGACGAGGAGGAAAUUAACCAAGAAAUGAAGAAAUUCAGCAGUGUUGACUUGGCUGGUACUACCGCCGUGGAGAUAAUUCCAGAUCCGAGAUUCUCUACCUACGUGAAGAAUGUUGCAGUAGUUGGCUGGCAGCGUCGUUUUGUAGAGAAUACUCGUGUACCAAAAGAAGACAGGAUCAUGAAGAAUUAUCUGACAGUCCAGGAAUUAAGAGAAGCUGAAAUAGUGCUGCUGAGAGAAAUUCAGGCUAGCUUCGUGGACAAAUUCCAGACUGGUGGCGGAGUAAAAGUUCAGAAAAUGGAAGAUGGACUUUUACACGUGAAGACAAGACUACUGAAUCGAAUUGAUUCUGAAGAGUUCAAGAUGCCGAUGUUACUCCCAAAAUCCCAUCCGAUGGUGCUGCAAUUGAUUCGAGAUGCACAUCGGAAUUAUUGUCAUGCUGGUGUUCAGUUCAUCAUGGGGAAGUUACGAGAGAAGUAUUGGAUCUUGCAAGCUAGGAAGACGAUCAGAAGUGUCAUUCAUAAUUGUUCCACGUGUAGAAGAUUCGAAUCAAAGAAGGUCGAGGUGGAAGAAGCUGCUCUACCAGAGAAGAGGGUCGCUGCGACCGAGCCAUUUCAGACGACAGGUGUUGACCUGGCUGGACCACUCUACCUUAAAGAUGGAUCGAAAGUGUGGAUCGUUUUGUAUACUUGUGCUGUGUUCAGAGGAAUACACGUGGACUUGAUCACCUCCUUGAGCACGGAAGCAUUUUUGGAAUCUUUGGAAAGAUUCAUUAACCAAUGUGGACGUCCCAAUACAAUUUAUAGUGACAAUGGGACUAAUUUUGUUGGAGCCGUCAACCUCUUCAAGUCACUGGAUUGGACCAAGAUCGAGAAAGAAAGUCAAGUGAAGAGAAUCCAGUGGAUCUUGAACCCACCCACAGGAGCGUGGUGGGGCGGAUGGUGGGAGCGACUUAUCAGAUCAAUUAAGGAUCUUUUAAAGAGGAUGCUGGGACGAGCCAGGCUGACCUAUGACCAGUUGAGGACCUGUCUUUCUUCCGCAGCAGCAGUCAUCAAUAGUCGUCCACUGACAACCGUGAAUGAGGAUGAAGAUGACCUCAUUCCUUUGACACCAGUAAUGUUCAUGAAAGGAGCUUUAACGUGUAAUUUUCCUGAAAGUAUGGAAAUCGGAUCAAGAGAAUUGCAGUCUCAUUACAAAAGAACAAGGAGACUACAACAAGACCUUCAAGCAAGAUUUAGGAAGGAAUAUCUCGGUCAAUUGGUCCAGAAACAGAACGAGAAGAAAGCACGACAACUUCAAGUAGGAGAUGUUGUCUUAGUCGGUGCUGAUAACAAGAAGCGUUUUGACUGGCCGAUGGGGCGAAUUUUUGAGCUUAUUCCAGGGAAGGACGGAGUGUGCAGAGUUGCGAAUGUCAAGACGUCGAAAGGAACACUCAAGAGACCACUGCAACGACUCUAUCCAUUGGAAAUCGCUUCCCCUACGGCAGCCGCUUUACCUAUUUCAAGACCCUCACUGGACUCCAAGAAGAAGAAGCAAGUCCAGAAUAAACCGGAAGUUGAUACUAUCGAUGAAGAGAUAGUGACCAAAUCAGGGAGGAUCUCUAAGAAACCAAUUAGAUAUUCGCAGUGGAAUUUGUAG
This is a messenger RNA of Folsomia candida, 3429 nucleotides long. RefSeq lists its product as uncharacterized. Gene Ontology annotation, biological process: DNA integration. Gene Ontology annotation, molecular function: nucleic acid binding. The transcript has a single exon. The record is from RefSeq and is a predicted model, not a curated record. Bases 1 to 3429 code for a protein of 1142 amino acids. Lineage: Eukaryota; Metazoa; Arthropoda; Collembola; Entomobryomorpha; Isotomidae.